Molecule: messenger RNA, 2495 nt
Organism: Tachyglossus aculeatus (Australian echidna)
Lineage: Eukaryota; Metazoa; Chordata; Mammalia; Monotremata; Tachyglossidae
Gene: SLC16A4
Product: solute carrier family 16 member 4
Exons: 9
Coding region: 179-1711 (510 amino acids)
Biological process (GO): monocarboxylic acid transport; transmembrane transport
Molecular function (GO): monocarboxylic acid transmembrane transporter activity
Source: RefSeq, a predicted model, not a curated record
CACUCAGGAGGCUGAUUUCCCAGCACGUCGAACGGAGAAAAGAGUGAAAACGAGAGUUCGAGCCCGGGACGCGGGAAGAUUAACUUUUCGGCUUCCACUUCCUUUUCCAAGAUUUUUCUUCCUCUGCAGAUCACGCCACAGGUUUCUCCUAACUCGGAGAAAAGUCGGGCCGACGGCCAUGCAGAGCAAGAAGAGGAAGAUCCGUCCUUACACGGAACCACUUGACGGAGGAUGGGGAUGGAUGGUUGUCCUGCAUUUCUUCCUGGUGAAUGUGUGCGUGCUGGGAACCCUGAAGAUGUUUGCCAUCUUCUUCGUGGUUUUUCAAAGAGAGUUCGAUGGCUCCUCUGAGCAAGUCAGCUGGAUUGGCUCCAUCAUGUCUGCGCUUCGCCUGGCAGCAGGCCCAUUGGUCGCCGUUGCCUGUGAGAAGCUGGGGGAUAAGUGGAUAUCCAUUCUGGGAGCACUCCUGGUUAGCGGAGGAUGUCUCAUCAGCAGCAUGGCCGUGAGCAUCUCCUUCCUCUGUGUGUCCAUGGGACUUCUACUAGGGCUGGGAUUUUCCUGCUUGUACCAGACUGCGUCUGUGAUGACGGCUAGGUAUUUCAAGAAACGCUUGGCUCUUUCUAUUGCUAUCGCCCGAUCAGGGAUGGGGCUGACCUUUCUGAUGGCACCUUUCACUCAAAUUCUGAUAGACAUGUACGACUGGAAAGGUACCCUUCUGAUAUUGGGAGGGAUUGUUCUACACUUGGUGCCCUCUAGCAUGCUCUUGCGACCUAUUAAUCUCAAAAGCAAGGAGCCUUCUGCCGCUACAGGGGAAGACCGACGACGGCCGUCACAAAGUCCGGCCCCUGCGGACGGCCUCGAUGCAAUCGGCCCCGAUGAGACACCCACGCACCUCGCUAGAUCGGAGCCUCCCGCCCCAGACGGGGCUAUGAACACUCUUGGGCGAUCCGGCACAGAGAACCCGAUAGGGUCUGAACCCCCUUGGGAAAAAGAAGUCUUCAUCGAGGGGUCGAACCAGCAGCGGGAACUCCCGCGGACAGAAGCGGAAAAUUGUGACCGAAAGACAGCUCUGUGCCACCAUAAGCAGCGGCUCAUUGACUUCUCAAUUCUUAAGGACCCUUCCUUCUGCAUUUUCACCUGGUCUUUUGUAUUUGUCCAGUUUGCAUACUUCAUUCCCACCUUCCACCUUGUAGCCAGAGCCAAAACACUUGGCAUUGACCCGAUGGAUGCCUCCUACCUCGUUUCAACAUCUGGUAUCCUGGAAGCUGUCGCCCAAGUUCUCUCCGGCUGGGUUGCUGACCAGAACUGGACCAAGACAUAUCAUUAUUACAUAGCUUACCUCAUCCUGAACGGUGUCACUAACUUGCUUUGUCCUCUCGCCACAACGUUCCCACUCCUCAUAACCUACACCAUCUUCUUUGCCAGUUUCUCCGGUGCCUUCCUGGGGUUGAUCCUUCCUGUACUGGUCGACAUGGUUGGAAUUUCCAGGAUGCAAGGUUCUUUGGGAUUUGCCUCUUUCUUUGCGGGGCUGGCCUCUGUUGCCGGUCCACCAAUAGCAGGUUGGCUGUACGAUCACACCCAGACAUAUGCCUGCUCUUUUCUCUUUGCUGGGGUCUGCUACCUUCUCUCACCCUUGUCCUUCUGGUUUGUGCCUUUGGCCCUGAGAUGGAAGAAAAAAACAGAAGCUGCACAGGGAGGAAGAGAGCUCCCCUAGGACUUCAACCAAGAACCGAAUCCUGAAAAAACAACCAACCAACCAACAACAACUCGUAUCUGCUGCUAACAAUAGAAACCACUGGUGGAAAUUAAGACAAUUAGAACUGCGGGAAUAGUCUACUAAACUCAUUGUUCCAGUGAGCUUUGGUAAAGGGGACAGAAAACAACUGCCCUUUGGAGAGCUGGGUAAGGGCAGCAAAACAAGACAGACCUUCUCGGAGCACCUGGAUUACAACUUUAAAAAAAACACCAAAAAAAGUUUCAAGAAUAUUGAAAAGACCUUUCCAAUCUCACAAGCCCUUUCUUUUACGUCUCACCUGCUAUCACUCGAGCUUGAGAACUAGGUGCCUCUUUAGAACCGGGUUUGUGUAUCAAUCAACGGUAUUUCCUGAGUGCUUACUGGGUGCAGAGAACUAUACUAAGCGCAUGGUAAAGUACAAUACAAUAGGCACUUUCCCUGUAUAUGACAUGAACAGCUUCAUUUCUCUUAAUUACAUACUCUCUUGACCAAAAGGUUGCCUGGAAGCUCACUAUCAUUCCCCAUAAAAUAAUAAUUACGGUAUCUGUUAAGUUCUUAUGAUGUAUCAAGUACUGUGAGAAACACUGGAGCAGAGCUAAGUUAAUCGGGUCAGACACAGUCCCUGUCCCACACGGGCCUCACGGUCUAAACAGGAGGGAGAACAGGAAGCACGAAACAAUUGCGUUGGGAAACAGACUCUUGCGAUGUAAGGGCUUCUCUGACUAGCAAGAAAGAAGUGAUGGGUCUGUAAGGAUACAAAAUU